Molecule: messenger RNA, 4129 nt
Organism: Meira miltonrushii
Lineage: Eukaryota; Fungi; Basidiomycota; Exobasidiomycetes; Exobasidiales; Brachybasidiaceae
Product: TPR-like protein
Exons: 2
Coding region: 393-3941 (1182 amino acids)
Molecular function (GO): protein binding
Source: RefSeq, a predicted model, not a curated record
ACCAGAUUACACUAAGGAUCAGACUCUUGAAUCAAACACUGGUACAGUCCAAAUCAACUUUAUUCGAUCUUGGGGGGGAAGGAGGAGAGUGGAGUGUGGGUGAAUUGAGUAAUUGUUUGAAAGGACGGGAAAAAGGUGCUUGCUUACUUGGUGAGAAGAACUGGGGAAACAAGUACUAAUCCAAGACCGGUAGGUAGUUCCACAUUUAUGUGUUCCUGUCUCUUUCGCUUUUGACAUCAUUGUCAUCUCGCAAAACAAAGAGACAACUUCACACCGUAAGCCAAUACAUCAAGCUUGCUUGGUGAUCACUUUUAUCCUUGCAAGCUGUUGAAGAAGCAAAGCGGAGAUUUUAUCGAGACUUUGGAUUUGAUCGAAACGGUAUCUUUGAGGACAUGUCAUCAGCUAAAGGUGCAAAAGGGGCUACUUAUGCCCGCGCCUUGGACGCCGCUCGUUUACGUGGUCAAUGGGAAGAUAAUCAACAAAGCGGAACAGGAAAGGAUAUCCCUUGGGCUGAAUUGAUAAGAAAGUAUAUGAAACAUAAUCCAAACGAACAAAUCACUCCAAGCGUUGCAACGGCAGAACAACAAAUUCGUUCUGCCCUUCUUGCAUUUUAUAAGGAUAAAGAUUUUGAUGAUUCUCAGCAUUUGAGUGAUUUUGCAGGAUUCAAAGGUGUUGGCAAAACUGUCUUUGAACCAAUCUUACCCAUUGAUGGAUCCGGUCAAGGAUGGUCAGGAGAAGGAUUCGCAAAUGCAAUCGAACAAUUGGACAAAUUACGCUCUUCUGCUCGGAAUACGCUCACCAAACAAACAGUAGCAGCUUUGCAAGCAUUUGCUCAAUUUGCUUCUGGUCAAGAUGAGAAUGCUGUUGAAUUGUUGCAUGAAGUACGUUUCCUGGAAGAUGUGGAUCGCGAAGCAGUCAAAUCGGGACAAGCUGAAGGCGACUAUACCGCAGCAAUCAUCAUGAUGGGCUUCACAGUAUACGGAAUGGCCAACGAACGAUUGUUUGAGAAGCGCAAGGAUGCAGGUUACGUCCCUUUCGCUCUUGCUGGAUAUGCAAGCUCGAUUGAUGUACAUGAAGCUUUGCGUGGAGGAAAAGCAGCAAAGGCUUUACGUGGUCUACCACCAGAUGAAAUUGAAAGGUGGGGAGAGACUGCAUUGUAUCGUAAUGCACUUUUCAGCGUUCGUCAUGGAAGUACGCCUGCUUUAGGAUUGAAUGCUUUGAGAGCAUACCAAGCAAAUGCAGGUCGUUGGACAGCCAAUUUCCGUACACCGCAAAGACUGGUCAUCUUCCGCACCUAUCUUGCCGUUUUAAAUCAAUCUCUCGUUUCAGGCGUUUACAGAUCACCACCAGCAGGCGUAGAGUUAUCAAAAGAUGAUUGCCGUAGCGCAGCUUAUCAAAGCUCAGUGAUGGCCCUUGCUGCUUCCAGAGUGGAAGUGCGUGAUUUCGAAAGUGAACGUAGGUCUAGAUUACAAGCCGAUCAAAAGAACACACUUAACUCAUCUGGCAAGAAUCACAGCGGCCAUAUCGGUCCAAGAACAACAUCCAAAAGAAGGCCAGCACCUUGGAGAGAAUUCAGUCCUUCUUCAUCUUGGUGGACAAAUGAAUUCUUGACAGCCCAAAAGACUGCUGCUGAAUGUUUGGAACGCACAGCAGAGUUCCCACGAGCAGGUAAAGUGAACAAAGCGGCACUUGAACUUGCCGAUGAAUUGAUCAAAGGAUGGCGUGUGAACGGAGAACGUGGUGGAUUUGAAGCAGACGAAUUGGUGGAUAUCCUAUAUACACUCAGCCGCUUCACUUUCCACUCUCAACGUAUCUCAAGAUUAUUGUUCAACGUUUUGGUCGCUGCUGAGAAUUAUGAAGAAGCCAAGAAAGCGUUGCAACUGUACAUUCAAAUCGUUGACAAAGCACGCGAAGGAGAUGCUGCUGAUGCAGCUGGAUUAGUAGAGGAAGCCAAGAGAAGAGAGCAAGGUAAAGAAGGACCAACAAAAGUGAUCAGAGAAGCACAAGACGAAGACGAAGAAGAUCAAAAGAUUGCAUUGAAAUCGGAAGAAGCAAAAGCUAGCGCUCAGGAAGUGCACGUAGACCAUGAUUCCGAUCAAGUCUACAUUGAUACCCUUUUGACGGGAGCUUAUGUUUAUACACUUUAUCUUCAUGAUGCAAGAGGUGGGGAUGCUUUGGCAAGAAAAGCAAGUGAGUUGCUUGCUAACAACGAAGUUGGCAGAGAUCACGUCCUCUUAGCAAAGUCGAAACGUAUCUCGGGAGCGGUCAGAAUAGCUUACAGUAGACAAGAAAAUAAUGCUCUACUACGUCCACAACAGCAAGAUGACGCACUGUCCUUGUUGAAGCAAUCAAUCACAUUCGACGAUCAAAGCUCAGAGACAUACUACCAGCUUGCCCAAUUACAGAGCGAAUUGAACGAUAUCAAGUCUGCUGUUCGAUCUGCUCGUAGAGCAGUAGAACUGGAACCAGCUCAAGUGGAAUAUUGGCACUUGCUUGCUCUGCUGGUCUCUGCACAAAAAGAUUAUCGUGGAGCUUUGCGUGUAGCGGAAGAAGGAUUGGCAGAAGCUGAAGAUGAUGAUGAAGCUGAUCAAGAAUCCCACGAGCCUGUGGCUGUUAACGGUACAUCGGCUAAUGGAACAUUGUCCAAACUUUCGCCUGUUGCAAGUGCAAACGCAAAGCGGACGACAUUACUCAGUGUCGAUUUUCCUCCCAGCUCAAGGCAAAGAUCGGAAAGCAUUCUUCGUUUGAUGAUUACGCAUAAUGCAUUAGAAGAAUUGGUAGAAGGAGCACAAGCUGCGAUUGAAGCACAACGGGAGAUCUUUGAAUUCUUCCAUAACCGCUUGGCGACGCAUCAACACGCACAAAGACAGAUUGUCCCCUCUUCUUCUUUGAUGAACGGUCGUCCAAAUGCGAACGGAAAUGGUACUACUGGUGUGGUCAACGGUCAUUCCCAGAACCAUCAUACCCACAGAUUUUCUACUCUACUGCAUGGACCAGGUCAAUCAAGCAACAGAUUCCAUUCUUUGACAGGAUUAGGACAUAGUGGAAGUGGUCAUAAUUUAUGGGACGGAACAAAUAAUACCGUUUCAUCAAAGCAUGAUGGUGGUGCUGUAGGCGCUAGUGGAAAUUCUGCUCAACCUGCUGUUGCCCGUGAUGGCGAGGAUGACCACGUUCCAAUUACCAGCGUUGAGAUUCGCAAUGCAAGACACCACAAAGAAGAAGUUGCUUUGUUGUCCUCUCUUUGGCUCAUGGCAGCAGCUACAUUCAGACGAAAUGGAAGUUUAUCCGAAUGCAGGGUCGCCGUCCAAGAAGCCGAACGUGUGGACCCUGCAUGCGGGGAUGUUUGGCUACAAUUGGCUUUGUGGUUUGAACGACAACCUACUGAGCACGUUGAUGAACCUUCAACGGGUUUGGCGAUCCAAUCUUUGUACAAAGCAAUGUCAUGCAAGCAAGACCACGUUGGAGCGGCGGUACAUUUGGCAAGAUUGUUUAUUAGCAAUCCAUUGUACCCGAGCCUACAACAAGAUGCAAUCAAGUCGGGAAUACCAUCUUUGAAAGACGUUGCUAGUCCUUUACCGCAAACGACUGAAAAUUUCCAGGCAAGCAAAUUGGCAGGAGAACUUUUGACAAAGACGCAAAGUAGAAAGAUUUCCGCUCCUACGCCUAAAUCAGACAGUGCUGCUGAUGAUCGAGAUGAGACAAACUCUGCAUUGGUAGAAGAAAGAAAGCGAGCAGCAACGUUGAGUAUGGCAGAAGGAUUAUUGGUCAAUUUAACUCAAACCAGCGGUUGGUCUUCACCUGAAGCAUGGUUGUAUUUGAGUAAGGUUAUGCAACAGACUGGAAGACCUGAACGUCAAAGGGAAUGUUUGGAAUAUGCUCUGCAGCUAGAGCGUACAAAGCCAGUUCGACCUCUUACGGCAGCUUUGCGACCAAGUUGCUGAUUCGUGUACAUGAUAGAAUGUUCUUUGUUUGCUGUCCUUUUUUGCUUCUUUUUACCCGAUCUUCAUUGAUUAUAUUUCAUUUGAUUCUCUUUUCCAAUCCCGCUCAUUUAUUCCUAUUAUGUGUUCUUUUCCCUCUUUCCGGGCUUACUAUACACAUCCAAAUACCAUUCCGAGUUGACUUUUACGCC